UUCAGGUUUCAGCAAUGAGGUUUCAGAUUCAGAUUUCACCCUGCUUGCUGCUCCUCCUUGGCUCUGUUGCGCCGGCUACACUAUCACUAUGUGGCCUAGCUGCUGCAGCACGGCCUGGUGCAGCCACAGCUGCCAUGCAGGAGCAGGAGCUCGACCGUGUCACGUCGCUGCCUGGGAUGCCGGCCAACUCGCCUGAAUUCAGGCAGUACUCCGGCUAUGUCACAACUGACGAGUACCUCGGCAAGGCACUCUUCUACUGGUUCUUCGAGGCCACCGACAAGCCUGACGAGAAGCCACUCGUCUUGUGGCUAAAUGGAGGACCUGGAUGUUCUUCCGUUGGGUUUGGACAGGCACAGGAGCUAGGGCCAUUUCUAGUGAAGAAAGAUGUGGCUGAACUUGAGCUGAAUCCAUACGCAUGGAACCAAGCUGCCAAUUUGUUGUUCCUGGACUCUCCGGCUGGUGUUGGAUUUUCUUACACCAACACAUCCUUCGAAAAAGAUCCACCAGGAGACAAUUCCACCGCACAUGGUUCAUACACUUUCCUGGUCAAGUGGUUCCAGAGGUUCCCUCAGCACAAAAUGAAGGAGUUCUACAUAGCUGGAGAGAGCUACGCAGGUCAUUACAUUCCCCAACUUGCUAACGUGAUUGUGGAUCAGAACAAGAUUGCAACCAAACAAAAUUACAUAAACUUGAAAGGCAUCAUGAUAGGAAAUGCUUACAUGGAUGGUGACAAGGACCUGCUGGGGAUUGUUGAUUCUGCAUGGCAUCACGCAAUCAUCUCCGACAAGCUUUACAGUGACUUUCAGAAAUUCUGCAACUUCAGUUUGGAAGUCCUGACUAAGAAGUGUUACGCGGCAAUCGUUCAGUUCAACGCUCUCUACAACAUCAUAGACAUCUACAGCCUUUACACCUCGCGCUGUGAGCUCGGAUACCCAAACUUCAACUCGUCGUUUGCAGCACAAAUCGGACGAACCAGCAGCCGUUUCGAUUUACUGAAGAUACCAAUGGGCUAUGAUCCAUGCACGCAAACUUACGCGACUGAAUAUUUCAACCGUAAAGACGUGCAGAAAGCUCUACAUACCAAUAUCCCUGGAGCUUACUCCCUUUGCCGUAAUUCUAUCGGCCGCGCAUGGAACGACUCUGACAUGACUGUCGUUCCAGUCGUCAAGAAGCUCGCUCAGUCAGGUCUCCGUAUAUGGAUUUACAGCGGCGACACGGACGCGAGAAUCCCUACAACCUCAACCAGGUACACACUGAAAAAGCUAGGCCUGCCCAUCAAAGAGGACUGGUCGCCAUGGUUCCAUCACAAGCAGGUUGGUGGGUGGACUGUGGUGUUCGACGGCGUGACAUUUGUGACGGUGAGAGGAGCCGGCCACAUGGUGCCAUCCGUCAUGCCGGAGCAGGCGCUUGUGCUGUUCAAGUGCUUCUUAACCAAUCACAACCUUCCCUCUAAGCCAUUCUAGCCUUAAUUUGAAUCAUGUCACCAGGAUUGAUACAUGUUUCUUAAUAAAAUCCCUGCAUUUGAUGAA
Messenger RNA from Oryza brachyantha (malo sina), 1529 nucleotides. Its product is annotated as serine carboxypeptidase-like 34. The transcript has 10 exons. The coding region runs from base 15 to 1463 and encodes 482 amino acids. Gene Ontology annotation, cellular component: vacuole. Lineage: Eukaryota; Viridiplantae; Streptophyta; Magnoliopsida; Poales; Poaceae. Gene Ontology annotation, molecular function: serine-type carboxypeptidase activity. Gene Ontology annotation, biological process: proteolysis. The record is from RefSeq and is a predicted model, not a curated record.